AUGACAGAAGAUAAUACGACACCAAUUGCCUCUGUUAAAGUGGUGACUGACAAGUGCACGUACACAGAAAACGAGCUGCUCACUAAGUACAGCUAUGAGAACGCAGUAGUUACGAAGACAGCUGGUGGCCAGUUCGAUGUCACGCCCACUGUCCAGGACUACGUGUUCAAACUUGACUUGAACAAACCGAAGAAAUUGGGAAUCAUGCUCAUUGGACUGGGUGGGAACAACGGGUCCACGUUAGUGGCGUCGAUCUUAGCUAACAGGCACGAUAUGGAGUUCCAAACUAAGGAAGGUCUCAAAAAGCCAAACUACUUCGGUUCCAUGACUCAAUGCUCCACUUUGAAACUGGGCAUUGAUGCGGAAGGAAACGACGUCUACGCUCCUUUCAACUCUCUAUUGCCCAUGGUUAACCCCAACGAUUUUAUCGUUUCUGGUUGGGAUAUCAACAAAGCAAAUCUAUACGAGGCUAUGCAAAGAGGACAGGUUCUUGAAUAUGACCUACAACAGCGUUUGAAGGCCAAGAUGUCCACAGUGAAACCGCUACCAUCCAUUUACUAUCCUGACUUCAUCGCGGCGAACCAAGAUGAAAGAGCAAAUAAUUGUAUCAAUUUGGAUGAGAAGGGUAAGGUAACUACAAGAGGUAAGUGGUCCCAUUUGCAACAAAUUAGAAGAGAUAUACAGCAUUUCAAAGAGGAAAACUCUCUGGAUAAAGUAAUUGUUCUUUGGACUGCAAAUACUGAGAGGUACGUGGAAGUGACCGCGGGUGUUAAUGACACUAUGCAAAAUCUCUUGCAAUCCAUCAAGGAUGAUCACGAAGAGAUUGCGCCUUCCACGGUCUUCGCGGCUGCAUCGAUCUUGGAAGGUGUUCCCUACAUCAACGGUUCACCACAGAACACUUUUGUGCCCGGGUUAGUUCAGUUAGCUGAGCAUGAGGGGACUUUCAUUGCAGGAGACGAUUUUAAGUCGGGACAAACUAAAUUGAAGUCUGUCUUGGCCCAAUUUUUAGUGGAUGCAGGUAUCAAACCUGUCUCCAUCGCAUCCUAUAAUCAUUUGGGUAAUAAUGAUGGCUAUAACCUAUCCGCUCCAAAACAAUUCAGGUCCAAGGAGAUUUCCAAGAGCUCAGUCAUAGAUGACAUUAUCGCCUCUAAUGACAUCUUGUACAAUGACAAGCUCGGUAAGAAAGUGGACCAUUGCAUCGUAAUAAAGUAUAUGAAACCCGUUGGGGAUUCUAAAGUAGCAAUGGAUGAAUAUUACAGUGAAUUGAUGCUAGGGGGCCACAACAGAAUUUCUAUUCAUAAUGUUUGCGAGGAUUCACUCUUAGCUACACCUUUGAUCAUCGAUCUUUUGGUAAUGACAGAAUUUUGUUCAAGAGUAUCUUAUAAAAAGGGAAGUUCGGUCCAAGAAGAUCAUGACAAAUAUGAGAGCUUUUAUCCGGUUUUGACCUUCUUGAGUUAUUGGCUAAAAGCGCCAUUAACAAGACCAGGUUUCCAUCCUGUAAACGGAUUGAACAAGCAAAGAACCGCCUUGGAAAACUUUUUGAGAUUGCUGAUUGGAUUACCUUCCCUAAACGAAUUGAGAUUUGAGGAGAGACUGUUGUGA
Messenger RNA from Saccharomyces mikatae IFO 1815, 1602 nucleotides. RefSeq names its product inositol-3-phosphate synthase INO1 (gene INO1). The record is from RefSeq and is a predicted model, not a curated record. The coding region runs from base 1 to 1602 and encodes 533 amino acids. NCBI's taxonomy places the organism in Eukaryota, Fungi, Ascomycota, Saccharomycetes, Saccharomycetales, Saccharomycetaceae. Gene Ontology annotation, biological process: phospholipid biosynthetic process; inositol biosynthetic process. Gene Ontology annotation, cellular component: cytoplasm. The transcript has a single exon. Gene Ontology annotation, molecular function: inositol-3-phosphate synthase activity.